CCCAGAGCUACGCGGCGGCAGAGCGGAGGCCUCGUGCCGUAACGGCCAUCGCGGCGGCCGUGGCGGCGUCCCUGCCCUCCUCAAGUGAGCUGGCGCCGCCCGGGCUUGGCAGAGGGGAGUGCAGAAGGUGCUGAACAAUGGCAGAGGAAGUGGUGGUAGUAGCCAAGUUUGAUUAUGUGGCCCAGCAAGAGCAAGAGCUGGACAUCAAGAAGAACGAGAGACUGUGGCUUCUGGAUGACUCUAAGUCCUGGUGGCGAGUUCGAAAUUCCAUGAAUAAAACGGGUUUUGUGCCUUCUAACUAUGUGGAAAGGAAAAACAGUGCCCGGAAAGCAUCUAUUGUAAAAAACCUAAAAGAUACCUUAGGCAUUGGAAAAGUGAAAAGAAAACCUAGUGUGCCAGAUUCUGCAUCUCCUGCUGAUGAUAGCUUUGUUGACCCAGGGGAACGUCUCUAUGACCUCAACAUGCCUGCUUAUGUAAAAUUUAACUAUAUGGCAGAGAGAGAGGAUGAAUUAUCAUUGAUAAAAGGGACGAAGGUGAUCGUUAUGGAGAAAUGCAGUGAUGGGUGGUGGCGGGGUAGCUACAAUGGACAAGUUGGAUGGUUCCCUUCAAACUAUGUGACUGAGGAAGGCGACAGUCCUUUGGGUGACCAUGUGGGUUCUUUGUCAGAGAAGUUAGCAGCAGUCGUCAAUAACCUAAAUACUGGGCAAGUGUUACAUGUGGUUCAGGCUCUUUACCCAUUCAGCUCGUCCAAUGAUGAAGAACUUAACUUUGAGAAAGGAGAUAUAAUGGAUGUUAUCGAAAAACCUGAAAAUGACCCUGAGUGGUGGAAAUGCAGGAAGAUCAAUGGAAUGGUUGGUCUGGUACCAAAAAACUAUGUUACCAUUAUGCAGAAUAAUCCGUUAACAUCAGGUUUGGAACCAUCGCCUCCACAGUGUGAUUACAUUAGGCCUUCACUUACUGGAAAGUUUGCUGGCAAUCCGUGGUAUUAUGGGAAAGUCACCAGGCACCAAGCAGAAAUGGCAUUAAAUGAAAGAGGGCAUGAAGGUGAUUUCCUCAUUCGUGAUAGUGAAUCUUCGCCAAAUGAUUUCUCAGUAUCACUAAAAGCACAAGGGAAAAACAAGCAUUUUAAAGUACAACUAAAAGAGACUGUCUACUGCAUUGGGCAGCGUAAAUUCAGUACCAUGGAAGAACUUGUAGAACAUUACAAAAAGGCACCAAUUUUUACAAGUGAACAAGGAGAAAAAUUAUAUCUUAUCAAGCAUUUAUCAUGAUACUGCUGACCGAAGUGAACUGCUGUACAGUUGUAAUUCGUCAUGUAAUUGAAGACUGAGAAAAUGUCAGUCCAGUCAUGCUUGAUUGGAAAUUGCUGUUUCUAACUCUAUAUGAGAAUUGACUAUAAUACAUAAAAUAUUUUUAUUAUAAUUCAGCCCAUAUAAAUAUAUAUACUACAUACAGCAAGUAUCUGCAUAGAGCAGUUCCUUAUCCUUGGUCUUCUGUUUUAUUGUUUUCUUUGCUCUUCUCUUGCUUCUAAUAUUAAGGUUUUAUAUUUUGAACAAAUGAUGCAAAUCAAAAGUCUUUAUAUGAAAGAAUUUCUUUAUUGCCUUUCCUUUAUUUUCUUGUAAGGUACCACCUUAGUAACUUCUGCAAUGGUUUCUAUUCAUGUAAAAUUAUUAUAUCUAUUAUAUCAACAUAUACCAUAUGCUAAAAUAAAUUUCUUGGAGAGUUAAUCUUUUCUGUGACUAAAUAGCAAUAAUAAAUGGAAAAUUAGACAUUAUUUUCAGCUAUUAAUAUUUGUCACAAACCUAUGUAAAUACCAAAUAUGUUGUGUCUGUCAUUUUUCAGAAUUCAUUUGUUUUCAGUUUAAAGCAAACCAUAUGGGACAUAGGUUAGAAAAUAUAUAUCUUGUACAAUUUAAAUUUACAGCUGUUGGAAGCAAAAAUCUCCAAAUGCCUAUGAAUUUUUUUCCCCCACUUCUCUCUCAUCUGGUUAUUCAAGAGAAAAAAGCAUUCUCAAGAUGUUUAGCUUUUAACUGUAAAUGGAUGCUCUAGUGUUAUUUUUUUCCCCUAGUGUUAUUUUACCAAAGCAUCUAGUUUUUGAGUAUGUUAUAUCUUGUGACUGUGAAAAAAAGCUAUGGCCAAAUUUUGAAGAAGUAGGUGACAAUGAGAUACUUGGUUCUCUCCCUACCACCCCUCGCCCCCCCCAAAAUCAGUAAUAAUCAGGCAUAGUAGUUGUAGUAUUUUUAUUUUCUUCAUUCAACUUUGAAUUUUAUUGACCAGGACACUAAAAUUGAUAUAUAUUUGAGGAAAAGAUGUGAUGUGCUAAUGCUUUGAGAACAUUUUUAGAAUCUUCUUUUUUGCAGAUGCUUCUGUUACAUUUUUAUCUAGCAGAAGUUUGGGUAUAUGGGUAAGAGGCUGAGGCUUCUGUAGAGAAUUUAAUCUGUUUCUGUACAUCACGGAAGAAAACCAGUUACAUUUUAUGGCCACAUCUCCCCCUCCCCCCCUCCCCAAACACACCAUUAUAAAUUCUGGAGAUUUAAGGAAAGUACCUUCAAUAUUUUAAUAGAAAAUACUUCAUAAAACAGUUAAGUAAUUAGGAGAAAGUCAUGAGAUUUUAAAAAAUUUCACCAAUGCUGCCUAGGCAAAUGAAUGUUUCCAUUCUUUAAUAUAUCAUAAACAGACAUUAAAGACACAAAAUUACUGAUCCUAAAUUUGAAGUUGUCUAAUUCAUGAAUUUCUUGAUUUUGGUGGUUUUAGAUUUAUUUUGUUUUUUAAUUCUCUAAAUCUUCAAAUCAUUUAAAGACUUACAUUGCCACUGGGUGGCAGCCCUGACUUCUGCCUCUGCACAACAGGAGUUAGCAAAUAUAAACAUUUUACAAUUUUUAAAAUCUUUAUUGCAUCUGCUUUUAAAGCCUUUUAGUUUGUAUUUCAUUAUCUUUCUCAGCCCCACUUUAUUUAUUAAGAUAAUUAUGAGUAGGCAAGUUUAAUGGAAACAAAAGUCACAUGCUUACCUUUUUUGGCAGUAAAAUUACUUGAAUAUCAACUGAGGAAAAUAGUUUUAAAGUAGUUGUAAAAUGACUUUAAUUUUAAACAAACAUUUGAUGAUGCUUUCUUUUUAUUCUCUACCUCUUAUGUGGUUUCCCCUCCAUCCAGUCUUCCUUACUUAAAAAAUGGAUGGUUGUUUGAAAAAAGAAAGGAGGAUGAUGGUUCAAUUACUACUUUGUAUCACAGACAUGAGCUAUUUAUAGCAGACCCUGCUGAGCUGAUGUCAAGCAUUUUGAGAAAGUAGGAAUGGAGGAGCACUGGAAACAGAAUGCAUAUUUCUGUGCUAUAAUUAGAUUUAUAAUGACUAGAGAAUUCCUAGGAGAUCCAUGUGUGCCAAUAAUAGCUAUUGUGUGCUCUUACUAUAUGAUGGAAACCUCACUGGGAACUAUUUAACUUUGCAGUUCAACAUUUUAUCAAUUUUUUUAAAGUCUUAAAACCAAUGUUUACAUCAGUGACUUUUUUUUUUAAAGCAUGAAUUUUCUUAAUAACUGGAACCAUUUUUAAAAACAUCUACAUAGCUAGCUAGUAGCAGGACUUCUAUUAGAAACCACUUUUCCUUAUUUCUAGCCUGUAUACUUGUCUUGUGACACGUUGGCCUCAUUGUACCUGUUUUUAGACUAGGAGGAAGGUCCUGGAAAGAGCAAUAUUACAGAAAUUUUUUUUCAUCUAUGAGGAGAUGCUUAGCUUUCAAUUUAAAUAUUCAUAACACACAUAACUGCCCCACAACCCACUUCUACAAAUAACUUCAAAUUCUUGGAAGAAGGAUUUUUAGAACUUUAUAUAAGCUCAGUGACAGAAAGCUAUUGCUGUAUCUGUAUUUAGUCAGAAGUCCUUAAGUUCAGCUGAAUACAUUCACACAUAUUACACACCUUUGACUAUAUACAGUAACACCUGGCACUUUUAAAGAUGGUGUGCCACAGAUACAUCACUUAACAAAAUCAGAAGGCUUUAGUGCAAUCCAUUGUAAUUGCUGUAAAAAUAAAACGCCUAGCUUUGGUUGGUAGAAUGAUGUCUUCAUGGAUAUGUGGCUAGAGUAAUGACCCACAAGUUGUCUCCAGCUUUAAUGCUUUAAUUUUGUCAUCUGAUCUAGAGAUGGCAAGAAGCAGGGCCACUACCAUCUGUGUAGAUACAUUUGUGAGAAUUGCAAAAAGGCACGCCUUCCCCUGGCAAGACAGCCACUUUUGUUGUUGUUAAUAAGUCCAGAACUCACCAUCACCACCCUUCCCCCAUCUUGCAAGAUAACCCAUUUCAGGAUACAACCAAACAGGAAUACAGUUCAACCUACAAUGCUUAAAAAAACAAUUAUGAACAUUUUUUAAUGGGGUGGGGAGGGGUUUACAUAAAUAGAGUUUUGGUUUCCCCUGAAAAAUGAGAAGCUGGUAACACUGGAUUUGAAUUCUCACAAGGCGUUGGAUAUAGUAUGGAUGCGUCCAUAUUUUUACCAGUACAUUAAAGAUUAACAGCGUAGAACAGUGUUUCCCAACCUUUAUCCUCCUAGUUCAAAUCUCAAAAUGCAGUUACUUCCUGUUUUUCCUGUAACUUGGAGUUUUGGGUUGGGAAUCUGGAAACUUACCAUUUUGCAGAAACAUUUCAGUUGCAAUGUCCAAAUUGAUAAAUUAGGAAUAAAUAUUACAGUAUGCUUUAACUUUUCCACUUUAGUAUUUUGCUAGAAGAAGAGAUUCUUUGUAGUCUUAUUUAUCUAGAUUCUUUAAAUGUUUUUGAAUGGUUUCACAAUUGAAGUCACUUCUAACAUAAAGCAAAUUUGAUACAGCACAAAUGACAUCCUCAUUUUAUGUUUUGAACAGCAUCCAAUGGACUUUUUGAAAAUGCCAUAUUACUGCUGCUUGGGAAAAUCAAUGUUUUUUUCUAUUGCGAGGCAAGGUAGGAAAGCUGCUUCUGAAAAACUUGGUUUUUAACAAGUUUAUAUGACUUCACUGUCAUCUUCUAAACUCUUAACAGACCAGCACAUUAUGCAUACUCCACACCCUAGUUUCUUAUUGUUAAAUGACCUAAAACCAAUGACCAAAGAACUGAAAUACAUUUUUCUUGUUUACUGUGAGGCUUCUUUUGAUUUGGAAGUACUAAUAAAUAUAGUUUGCUGCGACUUUAGUGAGGACAUAAAUUGGGCUUAGUGAGGUUUUGAAGAGCAAGAGUUUUCGUUAUCACUGGCUGUGUUCACAGAGAUAAACCACCAUGUCUUUUAGAAUAUGUAUGUUGGUUUGAGCACUUAGAUUAUCUCGGAUACUUCAGAAUUGGCCUGAUGCCUACCAAGGAUUCACACAAACACUUAGUUUACCUAGCAGAUUUUUUAAACGUUUCCUCUCAAGUUACUUUUUAAGCUGCUUUUAAAUCUCCAGGGAAAGCCGGUCUCAGUAUUUUGAAAUAAUGUUGCAAAUUUUAUUUGUAGUUGUAGACGAAAAAGUACUCAAUUUCCUCUCUCCCAUGUAUUAUUGUGACUUUUGAACAGGAAAACAAACUUAAGAAUAGACAUCUAAAGUAGUUUAGAUGUUGCUUUAAAUAGAUCUCUGGACUCAAAAUAUAUUAAAUCUGUAGAAUAUUUGAAGAUAGCUUUUGGGAAAUUAUGGAGACAGGUAUAUUCCAGAAUGAGACUACAGAGUCUGUUAAAUACUGGAAUGGUUAUAAUUGAUGUUUUUUGAGCAUUUGUAGAAGAAAUUAGUGAUCCCUGAAUAAAUGUCUUGUCUUGGAAGAAGUAAUGCAAACACACUUUUACUUGUUUUGAUAUGUUUUAGACUAUAGGUAAGGGGGAUGGUGUAGAAGACAGUUUCAUCAGGGCAUAUGCUAGUCACUUGGUGUCAAGAUGAGAAAAUUACUUUUUGGGCAGUUAUAUCUAUGUGUAUAGUUUUGUGUCUGCUUAGGUUUUGGAGAUACUUACCCAUCAACCAACCAUCCAGCCACCUCACCUCAAAUAAUUUGAUUGCAUAGGUGCCAGACCAUUCUAACCUAGCAAUAUGAGAGUGAAGAGAAGAGACAGGUUUGUCCAAAAGCUGUACAUGUCUCAUGAUGUAAAGCCUAAUGGAGAAGUUCUAUGAAGAAGAACAGAGCAAGAUGAGAGUGUGUGGUGGUAAUUUAUGUAGGAUGUUCUAAGGAGAUCUCAUAAAAUUGACAUUGAGUGUACUGUGUGCCUCACCUAAUCUGGUGACUAGCUUUAAACCAGUGAAUGAGUGAAAAUACAGCAGUCAAAAUCAUUUGAAAAAUUACGUUAAGAUCUUCACUGUUACAGAGCAUUGUUUCUGGUUUUCAAAUUACAAAAUUGAAUAAAGUAAUAUUUGUUUUAUUUAGGCAUGGAACUUUUAACUGCAAAGUUCUAUUUUGAAUAAGGCCUGAUUCUCCAUCUUAAGAGGAGUUGCUGGGGAAUGUCACAUAGAAAAGAAUCAGUUAUAACUACAGGAAGGAGGACAGUUUGUUGACAGACUUGAAGGUUUUAAUUCAUACCCGAAAGAAAGAAUUGAGGUUAACAUUCCUGAUGUUCUGCACUGUGGCCAGACAAUAAGUCAGGCAGGAAAUUGAAAAAGUAAAGUAUGUUCAGAGGAGGUUGAAAAGGGGCUGCAAGAAUCCUGAAAAUGAGAGCUGGAAAGUGUGUCAGAGUUACAUGAGCAGACUCCGUGGAAGCAGGAGUAAAACAGUCUAAGACAAGGCAAAUUCUACUGUUUAAAUACCUACUGUGUUACUUGCAGAAGAAAAAAUAAUUGAGAUGGGGUUACAAUGAAAUGUCAGAUGUGCUGAAAUACAGGACGUAGACAUUCCUUUGGUUAAAGAGAAGAGGACUAUUUUGUGCUAAGUAGAGCAGGGAAACAUUAUUGCAGUUAAUGGUGGUCUGCUCGUGGUCUGCGCCAGAGCACCAGGACCUACCUUGAGUUUGCACAACCUUAAGAGUUAGUGCCUCAAAUUUUGUGCCCUGGUGCCUCCCUUGCUUCAGUUUAAUCCCAGCCCUUAUGGGGCUCAGGGGGCUUAGGAGUUUCUUCCUUGAGCAUCAGUUCCCUUUUCCCUCCCAACUCUCUUGCUUUUCCAUAAAAAGAAACUAUCUCCUUGCUUUUCCUUCCAUAAUCAUUCAAGUGGCAAAUAGUAUAACAGGAAAACUAAUUCCUAUUUGUAGACUGUACUUAGGAAAUAGCUUUGUUCUUGCAGUGGUUCAUCUUCAGACGUAGAUGACUGAUCAUUUUCAACUCUGGAAUGCUGUGGGAAUUAAUCUGAGAAGUCCUGGCAGCGGGUUAGAGGAUAGUUCGGUUCUGGCAGGUUGCAUAGACCAACCAACCAACUAAUAGAUCACAACCAACUGAUGAGAAGGUAUAGAGAGGGAAGUUCCUCAAAGUCAGAAGAAAAAGGCAUGGUCAGAGUCAGGCAUGUCCAGGCAAGGGUAGUGGCUAGCAGGUGAGGCACGGCCCUCCAGAAAUUCUCAACCAGUGGCAUGGUCCAUGCAGAGGUUGAUGGUCUGAGCUCCUCGUUGACUCCUGGGCGAGUCCUGAGAUGAACUGUCAUUCAAAAGCAUUGGUAGCAUUCAAAAAGGUAGCAUUACCCUUCAGUGCCCCAGAAGUCUGCUGAGCAGAGUUCAGAGUCCUUGCAGUGGAUUGUGAAGGACUGGCAGGCAGUACUGCCUUGUCAACAUAGUGGCGGGCAGGGGAUCUUGACAGGGACUCAUGUCCAGACUGAGCUAAAUAACUUAAGAUCUCAAAGUCUGGUGAACAACUCUCCUUCCCCUACAGCAUAACUAAAUGAGUCUUGUUUUUUCUCCCAUUUUCUGUUUACUUACCUUUUCAUCCUCUCAGUUGGAAUGCUUAACUGCAAAUGUGUAUCCUAUCCAAAUCUAAGUGGGUACAUCCUUGAAAUGCCAUAUUAAAGACUGUCUGUUCUCUCAAGCCCUUGCUAAUCUCCUAGAUCAUUCACUGUUUUAUGUCCUUCGUACACAUCGCAAGCCCUCUUUUGGUGCUAAUUGGGAGGCAGUAAGGUGAGUGAAAAGAACUUGGAGUUAGGCAGAUCUCUGUCAGAAUUCCUGUCUGUCUAGCUCUGGGGGUCUACAGUAAAUUUUCAGGUGUGUCCUCAUCUGAAAAGUAGGGAAUCAAAUCUUAACUUGAAAGACUUAAAUCGUAUAUAUACUAUAUAUAUAAUGUGGGGAUCAAGGAGACGGUGCAGCAAGUGUUCUUGACCGUUAUGUAUUUAAAAAAUACAGCUGAUGCUUAUUGUGUACUUACUUUGCCAGAUCCUGUCCUGAAUGUGCUGUCUCAUAUAAUCCUCACAACAGCCUUAUGAAUUAGGUACUAUUACAGUUUUUUCCAAUUUGCAGAGGAGGAUGUUAAAACAGAUUGCUUAAAAGAGCUGGCUAAAAAAACACAGCUAGUAAAUGGCGAAGCCCAAACACCAACCCAGACAGUCUGGCUCCAGAACCCAUGCUUUUGACGACCCUCUUAAUAGUUGUCACCAACUGGAAGCCUUUCUUUGCUGAUCCAGGGUCCAAACUGAAAGAUGGGCAGCCUACAAAGGUCCAGCCAGUAAGAGUAAAUAAUCCCUAAUGUAUUUAUUGUUAAUACAACAAAUGGUUAAUAAACCAUUUGUGAAGACCUAUUGUGUUCCUGGCAUUGUGCUAAUGUGCUUUGUCUGUGUUCUUUAAUUCCCACAAGUAUUAUGCAAGACAUCGUUUCAUAAAAAUGAGGCUCCUGGAGUUGCUAUCUUCCCCUUCACAUCAAGAGAGCACUACUUUUUCCAAUCCACUCCUCGGCCUACAACGAUCUAACUUCUGCUCGAAGUUCUCCACUAUAACUCCUCUUACUGAGAUUACAAAUGACCUAAGUGAUAUAAAUCUUGGAGACAUUUUUUUUGAUGAUCAAGUGAUUUUCUUCUGCACUCCCACUUGGUGACCACCCCUUCCCUCAUUGUUUCCAGGACCAUAGUUUGUUCCAGAACCACCUUUCUGACCUAUUUAUUUCCCCGUAUCUUUCUAUGCCAUUUUUCUUUUGUCAGUUCAUUCUUAAAUGCUGAUCAAAGCAUAUCCACCCACCUCCUUAAUCUACAUACCCUCCCUGAAUGUUCUCACCACUUCUAGUCUCAGCUACCCCUGAAAUGCUGAAGGUAGGGGAAAUGGUGCCAUACCCUGACACUCAUAAACUGAGACAAAGAUCGUUUACGUUUGGAAGACUCCCCCAGUCCUUAGGAGCACCUCAAGUUCAAGUGUAUCAAACUGAACACAUGCACUCUUUUUCUAUACCAUCCCCAACCUUGACUACCUUGCUGCCGCCCCACCUUCCUUAACAUUAUUUAGGUUAAGCUGCUGUCACCACCUAGUUACUCAAACCUAGGGCCUGAAAAUCAUGUUUGCCUCCUCCUCCUCCUCCAGUCCAUUCCAUGUCUAGGAGCUGUCAAUUCUAUCUCCAAGUUUUGAAUUUAUUCGCUUCUCUCUGGAGACAUGGGAAAACCUAGUGGAAGCCACCAUCUCUCACCUGACUGACCAAAAUACCUCCCUCACCUACCAGGCUCCAGUCUGGCUGCUUCGGCUGUUUUCUCCACCCUAGUCAUGAACUUUCUCAAACUCAAAUACAGAGGAUGAUGUGAUCAGAUUGGAGCUCCUUUAACCCCCAUUGCCUCAGGAUAAACUCAGUGCUCCUUGACAAGGCAUUCAAAGCUCUCCCAAACUCUGUUUUUGUCUGCCUUUGAGCCCCAUUUCUCGCUGCUCGGACCUGGUUCUUUAGUUGCACCAGGCUGCUUGUGGUUUCCUAAGCACACUAUAGCUGGCUGAUCUUUUUAGCAUUUAAUACUCAGCCCUAAAGUAACCUCCUCCAGGAAGUCUUUGACCCCCUAGGCUGGGUUAGGUGUUUCUGUUUAGUGCUCCUAAAUUCCUUUGAUGACAUUUCUGUCACUUCAUUUCCAAUAUUGAUUUGUGGUUAUUCUCAUGUCCAUUUUCCCCACUAGUUCGGAAGUUUGUGGCUGAGGUCAGGAACCAUUAAUUUCCAGUAUCUAGCAUAUAUAUAACUCCUUAGUGAAUGGCAGUUGAAUGAAUAAAUAAAUAACUUUCCUAAGGUUAUAUUGCAAAUAGUUUCUGACUAACUAAAAUGUUGCACUCUAAAAUUCACGUUCUUUUUACUAAUACAUUUGCACAUGUAGAGUAUUUAGAGACUUUAAAAAGCUGACAUUUUAAGGGGCCAAACCUUAUAAGAUUUCCUUCCAA
This is a messenger RNA of Capra hircus (goat), 10215 nucleotides long. RefSeq names its product NCK adaptor protein 1 (gene NCK1). The transcript is spliced from 4 exons. The record is from RefSeq and is a predicted model, not a curated record. Gene Ontology annotation, biological process: negative regulation of endoplasmic reticulum stress-induced eIF2 alpha phosphorylation; positive regulation of translation in response to endoplasmic reticulum stress; positive regulation of endoplasmic reticulum stress-induced intrinsic apoptotic signaling pathway. Gene Ontology annotation, molecular function: ephrin receptor binding. NCBI's taxonomy places the organism in Eukaryota, Metazoa, Chordata, Mammalia, Artiodactyla, Bovidae. Bases 138 to 1271 code for a protein of 377 amino acids.